Messenger RNA from Debaryomyces hansenii CBS767, 1077 nucleotides. It is a transcript of the gene SAS2, whose product is annotated as Sas2p. Gene Ontology annotation, molecular function: histone acetyltransferase activity. Gene Ontology annotation, biological process: regulation of DNA-templated transcription. The record is from RefSeq and is a predicted model, not a curated record. The coding region runs from base 1 to 1077 and encodes 358 amino acids. The transcript has a single exon. Lineage: Eukaryota; Fungi; Ascomycota; Pichiomycetes; Serinales; Debaryomycetaceae.
AUGCUGGCAACUGCUAAAUCCAAUCCCAAAUCAUCGAAGUAUGAGGAAGAUAAUGAAUUCUACGGUGUUUUGAACGAGCCAAAUAUAGGGAAAGUUGUUCUUGGAAAUUAUGAGUUCGAUACUUGGUAUGGUAAUGCAGCAUAUUUCAGUUCCCAAGGACCUCAUUCUAUAUUGGGAUAUGAAUUUUUAAACAAAAUAGUAACUGCUACGGGGCAAAAAGGUAAAAAGAAGGUGAUUGAUCAAAUAACUGAAACGGAGAGUAUUAAACCAAAGAAUGAUUCGUUGUGGUUAGAUAAACUAUAUGUCUGUCAAUACUGUUUUAAGUAUACAGAUAAACAACAAUUUAUGGGACAGCAUCAAGCUGUAUGCCCUUUGAAUACUAGGUUCCCUUCUAUUGGAAAGUUGUUAUAUAGGGACGACGAAUCACCAUACUUCAUUACUCAUGUCAGAGGGUUCAAGCAUCAGCUAUUUUGUCAGAAUCUUUCAUUAUUCGGGAAGCUAUUUCUUGAUGAUAAAUCAGUAUAUUAUAAUGUUGAUGCAUUUGACUACUACAUAAUAUAUGGCCUCGAUCAACAUCAAGACCUGUCAUAUCCAGAAGAGAAUUUUGUACCAAUGGGAUUCUUUUCGAAAGAAGUGCUAUCGUGGGAUGACGAUAAUAACUUAGCGUGUAUAUGUAUAUUUCCCCCAUUCCAAAGGCGACAUCUUGGUUCCCUCUUGAUAGAAUUUCUGUACGCAUUGGCCAGAGUUACACCAGGCCAAUUCAGAAGUGGGCCCGAGUUCCCCUUGUCUCCCUAUGGUAAAAUGAGUUAUUUACAUUAUUGGUCAAGAAAAUUGGCAUAUAUCCUAUUGCAAACCUUCAAAAUAAAUGAAGAAUUUAACUUGUCGAGUCUAGCAGAUAUUACCGGUUUCAGGAAAGAAGAUAUUUUGCUUACUUUGGAAUAUAUGCAAAUAUUACAAGAUACUGGUAAUGGUAAUGUCAGUUUAUCAUUGGGUAAUUUUAAUCAAUGGUGCACUGAAAAUAAUGUCGAUCCUUUGCAAGAGAAGACCAUGUUGAACCCAAACUACCUUUUAAUUUAA